AUGGGGAUGAUGAGAUCAUCAGGCGGUCUCCUGCUAGGCACGCGCCGCCCCUGGAAGGAAAUGCUCUCUUUCUCUCUCCCUGAAAGCUCCGGCGAUGCCCUUUUACGUAUCAAAACCAAUUCAUCCUACUUCCACAUGAACUACUUGAUCAUCAUCCUUUUCGUUAUAUUCUUAAGCCUCUUGUGGCACCCAGUUUCUCUCGUCGUAUUCCUCAUCACGUUGGCUGCAUGGCUCUUUCUUUAUUUCCUCCGCGAUAACCCUUUGGUAGUAUUCGGGUACAUUGUGGAUGAACGUGUGGUUUUGGCCGUCUUGUCUAUAUUUACAAUGGUCUUGUUGAUUUCAAUAUCAACUAUGAACGUGGUAUCAGGGAUAGCUGUUGGGGUGGCGAUAGUGGUGGCUCAUGGAGCUCUUAGGAGGACCGAUGAUUUGAUAAUAUUUAUAGAUGAGGAGGAACAAGGUGGUGUCCGUGGUCAAUGGCCUACCAACGUGCAUUUGAGAGAAACUGCUUCUUCUUCAUUUUCUUCAUAA
Molecule: messenger RNA, 528 nt
Organism: Nicotiana tabacum (common tobacco)
Lineage: Eukaryota; Viridiplantae; Streptophyta; Magnoliopsida; Solanales; Solanaceae
Product: PRA1 family protein F3-like
Biological process (GO): vesicle-mediated transport
Cellular component (GO): endoplasmic reticulum; Golgi apparatus
Source: RefSeq, a predicted model, not a curated record